Messenger RNA from Colletotrichum karsti, 705 nucleotides. RefSeq lists its product as uncharacterized. Lineage: Eukaryota; Fungi; Ascomycota; Sordariomycetes; Glomerellales; Glomerellaceae. The transcript has 2 exons. The record is from RefSeq and is a predicted model, not a curated record. The coding region runs from base 1 to 705 and encodes 234 amino acids. Gene Ontology annotation, cellular component: endomembrane system; membrane.
AUGGCUAAACAUCAUAUUCAACGGCUCAACUCGCCUUCCAGAACACUAUCCUUGGUGCUUCACACUGCCGGCCUCUGCUCGUUCUUCGCUUCGUUCCAGUUUCUGAACACGCUCACUCAUGAUAUUUCUAUGGGCUUCGGAGGGAAUUACCAGCAUCUCACCAACAUCGGAUUGAUUCUUUCCGCCGUCACUUUUGCGACUGGUCUCUUGGCCGACAUCACUCUCAGCACUAAAUUGUUUGCCGUCAAGAACGCGCUUUCGACCACGGCCGCACCUCUCGAGGUUCUCAUCAGCAUCUUGUACUGGGGAAUCCGGGCCAUCGACGAGCGCCUUCUGAUCCCCGAGGGCUUCGAGCUUCACUGGCUGCCUGAUGUCGGCUUCCACCUGGUUCCGGCUGUCGUCCUGACACUCGAUCUGAUCUUCUUCAGCCCGCCAUGGACCAUCCGCGCUUACUCGGCCAUGGCCGUCAGCAUGGUUUUCGCUUUCUUGUACUGGGGCUGGGUUGAGCUGUGCUUCAGCAAAAACGGAAUGUACCCCUACCCCAUUUUCGCAAUCCUGAACACUGCGCAGAGAGUCGGCCUGUUUACUUUCUCGGCCAUGCUCAUGACGGCCAGCUCAAGUUUCCUGAAGCUCGUCUAUGGACGCUUCAACGGUUACGAGCAAAUGGAGAAGGAAGCUUUCAAGCCCCUGAAGAAGACGCUGUAG